AUUGUUAUACCGUUUUCUGUCUCCGAAAUAAACGCAAUUUAGUUGGCCAUUAGCGCACACAACGCCCCCUGUAAAUAAAGCUAUAGAUCGUCGAGAUUGUGAAAAGUGGAUACGUUCAACGAUUUUGACAUUGAUAAGCGGAGCAAAGUUAAAUCAGUGACAGCUACAAUAUAAAGAAAGUUUUUUGUCAUUCGACCACAGAGUUUCAAUGAAAACACAGAACUAACAUCACAAGAAAUAGUUAACGAGAAAAAUGGAAUCGGAAAAAUUGGCUGUGUGUGAAAGCCUGAUCAAAUGGUUCAAAAUGUUGAACCUCACAGCGCCACAUUCGAAUGUAAAAGAACUAUCCGAUGGGGUUGCACUCAGCCAAGCACUACAUCAAAUUUCCAGCGAUUCUUUCGAUGAUGCCUGGUUGGCAAAAAUUAAAUUCGAAGUCGGCAGCAAUUGGCGACUGAAAGUGAGCAAUUUGAAAAAAGUGGUCGAAUCAAUUUUGGAUUACUAUGCCGAUGUGUUGUCGUUGAGCUUAUCAGACUUUCCGAAGCCUGACGUACUCAAAAUAGCCGAAAAGAACGAUCCGAUUGAACUCGGACGUUUGCUUCAAUUAAUUUUAGGAUGUGCUAUCAACUGCAGCCAGAAGCAGGAAUAUAUCACACAAAUUAUCGAAUCGGAAGAGUCGCUGCAACGGGACAUUAUGAAGGCUAUACAGGAAUUGGAAAACAUUUGGCAAGGAACAGCAGCCUCUCGGCCAUCCCUAAGUUUGUCUACUUUUGAUGGUAAGGCCUUGCAAGAUGAAAGGGACCAUCUGGCGCAAAAAUGCCAUGAAGCUGAACAACGAAUCGCCUUACUGCUGGACGAGAAGUUUACGCUGCAACAAGAGUUCAAUAAAAUGCAACGAGCCCUGGACAAGUACGAAAAUUCAACGACUUUGAUUGGUGACGAUGGCACGUCUCUGGGUCCCGCACAACCAGGCUCAGCUCGAUACACAGAACUACGGCGUCAGCACGAUGCCUUGAAAGAUGAACUAAUUCAAGCCGAAACGACUCGUGACGAUUUCAAAAUAAAGUCUCUGCAGCAGCAGAAAGAAAUCCUCGCGCUACAGACGAGGGUGGAUGAAUUGCAGCAUGCCACCUCCGAGCUGGCAGUUUUGAAAGACGAAAUUGAUGUGUUGCGUGAAGCCAGUGAAAAGCUGAAAAUAUGUGAAGCCCAGCUGGUCACUUACAAAAAGAAAUUGGAAGAUCACAACGACCUGAAGCGGCAAAUCAAAAUGUUGGAAGACCGGAGCGCUGAGUACAUUCAACAGAACGUGCAGCAGGAAGAAAAUAUCAAAAAACAUUCGACGCUGAAGAGCCAGGUGGAGUUGUACAAGAAGGAAAUCGAGGAAUUGCACGCCAAAUUGGAUGCCGAAAUGAUGAAAAGUGUGAAGGUGGAGUUCGAACUGAACAACAUCGGUGCGAAGUUUAGUGCUAUUCAACGCGAAAAGGAUACUCUUCUAGCCGAACGCGAUGCAUUGCGCGAAACAUGCGACGAACUGCAAUGCAAUCAAAUUUCGGGCGAACAGAAGAACGCGAUGAGCAGGGAGAUAAUGUCACCGAACGGAAUGAAAGAACGAAUGGAACGAUUGGAAUCGGAAAAUCGGGCCCUGCGUGAAGCUCAAGGAAAUGAAACGGUGCUGGCACAAUACAUGGACGAUUCCAACCAACGAAUGGAAAAGUUGAGAGAGCAACUGAAGGCAGCCAAUCAAAAGAUUUUAUCUUUGUCACAUGGACAGACUGACGAUACGAAAGCACAAGGCAACGAACAGAGCGAACCGAAAACUUCGACCACCGAUGAAGCUCAAAGUCACAUUGGUCAACUGCAAAGCAAAGUAAAUCAGCUGGAAACAGCUCUAUCGGCAAGGGAUCAAGAACUAGCAGCUGCGGACGCUCGAUACAGAAAGUCGGUUGAGAAAACGAAGGAAAUUAUCAAAACAAUUGAUCCCAAAGCACUAGCCGCUGAAACAAUCCUAACCGAAAAGUCGUCCGAACACGAACAUGAAACGACCCGACCAAUGGGACCGGUUGAGGAACGCCUAAUGGCAACUGCAUUUUAUCGGCUCGGUUUGGCAUGCCAUCGGGAUUCGGUCGAUGCAAAGUUGUCGCUGAUGAACGGUGCCGGACAGAGUUUUUUAACGAGACAACGACAGCCAGCUGGCCGCAAGGCUGUUGCAUACAAACCGAAGUAGUUCAGUUUCACUGGGACGACGAGAAGUAUGGGCCACUAUUUGACGUUAUUGUGCCUUACAUGCCUAGAAGACCAAGGUUCCAUUAUAUUGAACGAAUGCGACAUAUCGAAAGUGAAUAAUUUUUGGUACUGAAUUCGAAGGUGGUGUUGUGGCCGUUGAUAGUGUUUGAGAGUAUCCAAUGGGUUUAGCUUUGUGUCUAAUCCUUUAACAAGGUCCUAGCGACUUCUUGACUCUUUGUUUCUUCAAAGAGAACUUAUGUUCACUUUCCACACUGCGACAUGCAGAUCCGGAAAUUGUGUGUCUAAGGAGCAGUCAAGGCUGUUCAUUUUUUUUAAAACUAAUUGACAUUUUAGUUUCGUCUCAGACGAAUCACUUCGUAAUUGCUUUAAAUCAUAAUCGUCGCCUGAACAGUCAAUAACUACUUCACAUGACCUUUCCAAGUAGUUUUUUCUUUUCCUUUUUUUUGCGAUACCUACGUGGAUACCGGCAACUAACGAACCCGACGGAUUCAGUACAUUCUGUCACAAAAUUAAUUCUAAAUUUAGUGUCAAUUUACGUUGGAUAUUGAGUAGAUUCUUUGAACGUCCGAUUUUGCACUUUUCCACAGUUUUCUUUUUGAAUCAAACUGCAACUAUAUGUCAACAGAGAUGUUUCUAUUUUUAACAAAUUUUUUUUAAUUUAAUAUUUUAGAGCACUAAGGAAAGUAUUAAAAGUUAUUUAACGAUCUA
Bradysia coprophila is the source of this 2949-nucleotide messenger RNA. RefSeq names its product hook microtubule tethering protein (gene hook). Gene Ontology annotation, cellular component: centrosome; cytoplasm. The record is from RefSeq and is a predicted model, not a curated record. Lineage: Eukaryota; Metazoa; Arthropoda; Insecta; Diptera; Sciaridae. Gene Ontology annotation, molecular function: microtubule binding; dynein light intermediate chain binding. Gene Ontology annotation, biological process: cytoskeleton-dependent intracellular transport; cytoplasmic microtubule organization.